AAUCAAUUCUUUCUAACCAGCGAACCAUUUGAUAAACUCUUCUUAAGAAUGAAAUAUUUAAGGGACUUUUAACAGGAAAUGACUUGACAAACUCUUUCUAGAAGAAUUUACUUAACGAACUUUUCUUAACGGAAAACUACUAAUGAACUCUUUCUAAAAAUUAACCAUGUGCUGAACCUUUCAUAACGGAAAACGACUUAACGAAUACUUCUUAAUGAAAAACUACCUACCCCAACAGCAUAUAGAACAAAGAACUAGCUUUAUCUUUCCAUGUUCCUUCUUGCAUUUUUGACAUGUUUGUUGCAAACAUACAAUAUGAUCUCUAAUUAAAGCUGGAUUCUACUUGAAUCAAACUCUAACUCACUGAAAUUAAUCACAAUGAAAUGAACUGGAGCCACUAUUUCCCCUCUCAUUUCCCCUUAACAAACAAAAGGAGAUAGACAAAUAAGGAAAAUAGCCAAGUGCACCCUGUACAACUCAUCUCUCAUGCAUCCAGUAUUAACCUUUUCCCCCCAAGACCAUCCUCUCUCCCUAUAAAUUCACCCUAUGGUUCCUCUCUACCUCACACUCUUACCUCUUGCAAACAACACUGCCUUUGGCUUCUCUCACAAGGUUCAGAAUAAUCUUUCACGGAAGCCUUCAAGAAUGUCUCUUGUUCCAUCAUCUUCUUCUUCCAAGAGACAGAAGGUUGACAACAUUUCAAAGAGGCCAAUUGGUGAUGAUGGAAAUUUCUUUGUAUGUGUAAUCUGUAAUAAUGAGGGGCUUCUGCUCUGUUGUGAUAAAUGCCCGGCAGCCUAUCACCUAUAUUGUCUUUCUCCACCUCUUGAGAAAGCCCCUGAUGGAGAUUGGUAUUGUCCCAACUGCAGCCAUAAGGAAUCAGAAGAUUCACCAAAUGAACCUGCAGUCCCAAAUACAACCUCACCUGCCAUAGAGAAUGGUGAACCUGGCAAAAGACGAAUUAUGGUUUACGAGAGACGCCGGAGGAAGAGGGCUUUGGAAGUAGGGGAACAUACUCAAGGGCCUCAAAGAUGUGGACAUGAUAAACUUCUUACAUUGAGGGAUGUUUCAGAACAAUCGCUUGAAGCUGACCGGGCACCCAGGCAGAAUGGUGGUGACAAAGAGGUAAAUCCAGUGCCCAAAACAGGAAAUCCUCGGAAAGAAACGAUUGAUCAGCUCCGCGCAGGACAGAAGAACAAGAUUUUAUCAGAUAAACAGUCCAGAUCUUUGGAACUUAAUCACCAUGUUGCUAGUUCCUGCAGGCAACCUUGGCUGCACGUUCAGUCCCAUCUGGCAUCUGAUGCCGUUCACAGGACUAACAACGUGAUGCAAAGCCAGGGAAUUUCAGUUCCAGGAAUAAAACAACAGAACACGAAUUAUUCCAAUGUAACCAUAGCUAUACCAGGCCCUGUCUUCCAAAGAACUAACAAUGAAGCCUGGAUAAGAGAGGAGCUAGAUGAUCUCUGGAGAGGAGUCCACAUGUAUGGGCCACAAAACUGGGCAAUUAUGCUUAGAGACCCAAGACUGAGGUUCUCAAAGCACAGAACCCCCGAAGAUUUGGCAGCAAGGUGGUGGACGGAGAGGCUCAGCCGCUUGUACUCUCGACAAACUGCUGCACAAGGACUGAAUGCCUUAGUCUCUUCUGGGAUCUCUGCCACAAAAACAGCUGGUCCGUCACAGGCUUCUUCAAGCGCGGAAUGCCGUCAGGAUAGAAUCAGUACGGGCUCCAUUCCAGUAGCUUGGCCAGCACCUUGGGCAAGGAGUUCAUCGAGACAAGCUAAUUUAACAUAUAUGGACAGGUUCUCUGUGCCUUUGCAAGAUGCAACUGCAACACUCAAGCCAAAUCAAUAUCGAACAGGUUUUGCUCUGCGGAAACCCAAUGACAGUAUAUCAGCUCCGCAGGCCUUAGUUCAUCAAGAAAGGCGACCAGAACAAACUCUCCUUCUGGGCAGCUUGUUUAAGCUUCCAAAGAUUACAGAAUCUUGGGAAACAAAACCAGAUUCUCCCCAGAUGGGUAAGGACUGAAUGUUCCCGAGCUCUUUCCACAUUGUCCCUGGAUGAAAGACUGGUCGUCCAGUGGCUUCUGGAGUGUAUAGUUGCAACAAAGUCUAGCAAAAUAGCCUGUACCAUUUGUACAAAUGAAUUGUAUAUAAUUUUUUAAAAUUCAUUUGUAAGUAUAGUGUUUCAUUAACCCCACUCUUUUUUGCCCAGUCAAAGUCCCAGGAAGGACUUUCCUUCCUGUCUCCAGCUCAUCUCCCAUCUGAGUAGUACACAGAGAUCUUCAUCCUGAAUCUAAACAAUAUCUUUGUUUUCAACGCCCUUGAUUUUUCCAAAUCUCCAUGCCCAAUGACGAGCUUAUGGACUUUCUA
Rubroshorea leprosula is the source of this 2366-nucleotide messenger RNA. The record is from the annotation of a GenBank genome assembly. NCBI's taxonomy places the organism in Eukaryota, Viridiplantae, Streptophyta, Magnoliopsida, Malvales, Dipterocarpaceae.